AUGGAAACAGAAACCCAAACUCUUCCCCUGGAGAAUGCAUCCAUCCUUUCAGAGGGCUCCCUACAGGAAGGGCAUCGGUUAUGGAUUGGCAACUUGGACCCCAAAAUCACAGAAUACCACCUCCUGAAGCUCCUCCAGAAAUUUGGCAAAGUAAAGCAGUUUGACUUCCUCUUCCAUAAGUCAGGUGCUUUAGAGGGACAACCUCGGGGUUACUGUUUUGUUAACUUCGAAACUAAGCAGGAAGCAGAACAAGCCAUCCAGUGUCUCAAUGGCAAGCUGGCUCUAUCUAAGAAGCUGGUGGUGCGAUGGGCUCAUGCUCAAGUCAAGAGAUACGAUCAUAACAAAAAUGAUAAGAUCCUUCCGAUCAGUCUUGAGCCAUCCUCUAGCACCGAACCCACUCAAUCUAACCUAAGCGUCACUGCAAAGAUAAAAGCCAUUGAAGCAAAGCUGAAAAUGAUGGCAGAAAACCCUGACGCAGAAUAUCCAGCAGCACCUGUUUAUUCCUACUUUAAGCCAUCAGAUAAAAAAAGGACUACUCCUUACUCUAGAACAGCUUGGAAAUCUCGAAGAUGA
Messenger RNA from Chrysochloris asiatica (Cape golden mole), 573 nucleotides. RefSeq names its product RNA binding motif protein 18 (gene RBM18). The coding region runs from base 1 to 573 and encodes 190 amino acids. NCBI's taxonomy places the organism in Eukaryota, Metazoa, Chordata, Mammalia, Afrosoricida, Chrysochloridae. Gene Ontology annotation, molecular function: RNA binding. The transcript has 5 exons. The record is from RefSeq and is a predicted model, not a curated record.